Tripterygium wilfordii is the source of this 1269-nucleotide messenger RNA. Its product is annotated as ubiquitin-like domain-containing protein CIP73. Lineage: Eukaryota; Viridiplantae; Streptophyta; Magnoliopsida; Celastrales; Celastraceae. The transcript has 11 exons. The record is from RefSeq and is a predicted model, not a curated record. Gene Ontology annotation, cellular component: BAT3 complex. Gene Ontology annotation, molecular function: polyubiquitin modification-dependent protein binding; misfolded protein binding. The coding region runs from base 1 to 1269 and encodes 422 amino acids.
AUGACUCAAGGACUGUUAAAGGCGGUUGUAUGUAUGCGAAUAUGCACGGGACUUUUUCAUGCUGUGUUCAACCGGUUGAAUGAUUUCAUGCUAUCAGAGAGUAAGAAAGAUCGGAAAUUUUCUUGCGAUUUGUGGUUUUUGGUUUUAGGAAUCACUUUGUUAUUUGAAUUUGAUAUUGGGGCACUCGAGGCUCUGUGUGUUUCUUUGAUUGGAAGUUAUCCGAUUGGUCUGACAAUGGGAAGUACUGCCGGCAACAAAACUGCUCUGGUCGAUGGGACCGGAGGUUUGGAAACAACAAUUGAAAUAAAAAUAAAAACAUUGGACUCUCAAACCUAUUCGUUGAGAGUGGAUAAACAGAGAUUUCCUCUCUGUGUUUAUGGUUAUGAGCUUUUGAAUUAUCCUUUAAGAAUCAAAAUUGAUACACCAUAUACAUCAAAGAUGCCGGUUCCUGCUUUGAAGGAGAGGAUAGCUUCUGUUACUGGUGUUUUAUCAGAACAACAACGUUUGAUUUGCCGUGGAAGGGUUUUAAAGGAUGAUCAGCUCCUCUCAGCCUAUCAUGUUGAAGAUGGUCACACCUUGCAUAUGGUGGUCAGGCAACCCAUCCCACCACCAUCUGAUGGAUUUCCUAGUAAUCCUGCAAGUGAUACUGCCGCAGAUUCAGCUUAUGGUCAUGGGACUCGCAUUGGCCCAAGUGUCGUAAUCGAAACUUUCAGUGUCCCUGAUCAUGGGGAUGGAGUUCCUCCAGAAAUUAGUCGGAUUGUAUCUGCUGUUCUUGGUUCUUUUGGAUUUUCAAAUGCUAGGAGUCGCAGUGAAGGGGUUGACUCCAGGGAUCGUGAUCCACGACCAGGAGGUGCGAGUGUCGUGGCAGAUGCAUCUCAGUCACAACCUGAACAAGCUAGCGUGAGGGGUCAGUCUGGCAGAUUACAUACAGCUUUUGGACUUCCAACUGCAGUUUCAUUGGGGCCUCUACCACCUCCUGUGAUCACUGAUUCUUUGACAACUUUGUCCCAAUAUUCAAGCAAUUUGAGGCGUGAAUUUGAUGCAAUUGGCAGGGGUGUGGGCAACAAUGCUGAAGCAGCUUCCUUGCAUAGGACUGAGGAAAGAGAUUCUAGUUCCACAGCACAUCCUGGGAGAGUACAAGAAGGGCUUCCAACACCUGCAUCCUUGGCAGAAGUUAUGCUGUCAACAAGACAGUUGCUCAGAGAGCAAGUUGGAGAGUGCUUCUUGUGGGCACUUCGUGCUGCUAUGGUGAAGUCAAAGAGGUUGUAA